AUGUGGCCAGCUCGUUUGACGGAAGGCUAUUCAGCGAAUCUGUCAACGCCAGGCUAUUCAACGAACCAAGUUGCCCGCAGACCAGGUCAGAUCAUGACUGCAGAUCAAAGGGCCAACAAUGCCCACAAUGGUUCCGUCCUUCGAGAAAUUGAGCUACUAGCUGGAAACUUGGGUCUCCGAGCAGUUCUUACACCGAGACAACUCAGUGCCCUGAACAAGGAUGCGGAAACUUGGACGACCCCAGUGCUAGACACGAUCCUUCAGCUCGUCAAGACCGUCGUCCACGAAUCUCUACCCGGCGUACAAAACGCCGCAGCUGAGCAUUUCAUACAAGAAGCCCGAGCCUGGAUGAUGGACGAAGAAGUUGCCAAGGAACUUCAUCCUCUUGGAGCAGGCGAUGUGCAGGAGGCGGUCAAACGUUGCCAAGUCGAAUAUGCGGACAAGAAAGUUGCGGAAGGACAGCAGAUGAUGAGAGAAUACCAUCUACUCGAAGCACACAAGAAAGCCAUUCAGGACACGUUGGAGAUCUUCAAAAAAUCCAUCACCGACUGCUCGAGCAACUUUGAAGAGGUCUGGCACGACAUCGAAUUCGAAGUCAAUAUGCGCCACGGCAUUCUCACACACGAUCUCAGGCAGUGGCUCCAAGAGCAGUUCUACGAGCUGUGGGAGCAAGCCAGACCACUCCCUCCGCGGAAGUACACCUUUCGUUCUCUCAACCCUAUGAUGCGGGCAAAAGGACCGAGAGCUAAGCUGAAAGUCACUUGGGAGAUCCCGCCUGGUGGUACGUACGACAAGAGCACUGGACGCAUCACCUAUGAAAGUAGACAUAGCUUCGAGGAAGUCUAUGGCAUCGAUGGUGCAACGAAGAGGACUGGUAACCAUGACACCCAGCCUAUCGAGAUCGAGCAUCUGAGUACCAAAGUCGUCAAAGUUAGGCUCAACGGCAACCCGGGAGUCAUGGCCUAG
Molecule: messenger RNA, 966 nt
Organism: Zymoseptoria tritici IPO323
Lineage: Eukaryota; Fungi; Ascomycota; Dothideomycetes; Mycosphaerellales; Mycosphaerellaceae
Exons: 1
Coding region: 1-966 (321 amino acids)
Source: RefSeq, a predicted model, not a curated record